CGGGCUGGGGGGGGCAUGUGGCAGACGCUGGCCCUCGGGGCCCUGCUCUUCCCGGCCCUCUUCGCCGCUGCCCUGCGCAGCCUGGCUACUCUGGCGCCGGCAUGGAGCCGCAAGGACCGCAUCGUGCUCAGCGGCAGGCUGGUUUCCUCCAUCCAAGCCACGAUGGCAACCCUCUCUGGCCUCGUCGUCAUCUCCAGCUGCAAGGAUGUGGUGCGUGACAGGCACUGGUUGGCCCAGGAGUACGUCUGGAUCGUGGUCUCUUACAUGACCUACGACGUCUACAUCAUGUACCUCUGCUACUGGCACAAGAGCGAGGAGAAGGGGGAGGCUCAGAGGAAGCACUCCCUGGCCAGCAUCAGGGGCUUCCUGCAGCGGGAACGGCUGAUGGUCACUCACCACAUCUUCAUCCUGGUCAUCCUCACCCCCGUGGCUGUGCGUCUCCGAGGCGAACAGGGUGACUUCUUUGUCGGCUGCAUCUACACGGCGGAACUCAGCACCCCCUUUGUAUCCCUGGGCAAGAUCCUGAUGCAGCUCAAUCUGCAAGACUCGCUUCUGCACAAAGUGAACGGCAUCCUCAUCUUGGCCACCUUCUUCCUCUGCCGGAUCCUCCUGUUCCCGUACAUGUACUGGGCCUACGCCCAACAUUUGGGCACACCCAUCUACGAGGUGCCCUUCCGCAUCCCCUUCCACUGCAACGUGGCCAACGCUGUGCUCAUUGCCCCACAACUCUACUGGUUCUUCCUCAUCUGCCGCAAGGCCAUGCGCCUCUACAGCAGCGCGCCGACUCCGGACCGAAGCAGAUAACGACGGGUUGGGACCCGCAAUGCACGCCCCGGCCUUGGAACUGGCCUGCCUUGCAGGAUCUGUGCCUUAGAGAUGGAGGAUCU
Heteronotia binoei (common prickly gecko) is the source of this 887-nucleotide messenger RNA. RefSeq names its product TLC domain containing 3A (gene TLCD3A). NCBI's taxonomy places the organism in Eukaryota, Metazoa, Chordata, Lepidosauria, Squamata, Gekkonidae. The coding region runs from base 16 to 804 and encodes 262 amino acids. Gene Ontology annotation, biological process: lipid homeostasis. Gene Ontology annotation, cellular component: membrane; endoplasmic reticulum. The transcript is spliced from 5 exons. The record is from RefSeq and is a predicted model, not a curated record.